This is a messenger RNA of Haplochromis burtoni (Burton's mouthbrooder), 2678 nucleotides long. Its product is annotated as cell wall protein DAN4. Bases 240 to 1037 code for a protein of 265 amino acids. NCBI's taxonomy places the organism in Eukaryota, Metazoa, Chordata, Actinopteri, Cichliformes, Cichlidae. The transcript has 9 exons. The record is from RefSeq and is a predicted model, not a curated record.
CAUCAUUUUAAGUGGGGGAACUUGCACAAUCGGUGGCUGACUAAAUACUUUUUUGCCCCACUGUAUAGAUGCAAAUCCCAGGAGAUCAGCAGUUUCUGUAGUACUUACACCAGCCUUUUAAAUUACCCUUCUAUUCAAACUAAAUAUAAGUAGUGAUAUUGAAUUUUAAAUAAUUAAUUUGGAAACAGUCUAGAAUUUCCCCAAAAAUGUAAUUUUAUGACCGCUAACAUAAUUAACACAUGAAAAAAAAUAGCUACAAACUCUUGUGUUUACUCAAUCCACCUCCACCAACAGCACCAUCAAAACCUUCACCGACAACACCAACCAUUGAAGCAACACCAUCAACAGCACCAGCCAUUGAAGCAACACCAUCAACAGCACCAACCAUUGAAGCAACACCAUCAAUAGCACCAGCCAUUGAAGCAACACCAUCAACAGCACCAACCAUUGAAGCAACACCAUCAACACCACUGCCAACAACACCAACCACUAAAGCAACACCACCAACAGGACCAGCCAUCGAAGCAACACCAUCAACACAACAGCCAACAACACCAACCACUAAAGCAACACCACCAACAGGACCAGCCAUCGACGCAACAUCAUCAACAGCACCAGCCAUCGAAUCAACACCAACCAUUGAAGUAACAACAAAAAACCCAAGCACAGCAUCAACAACAAAAACAACAGCACCAUCAACGACAUCGUCAACAACAAGUACAACAGCAGCAUCAUUCCUGGUGAAUUCACAUCGGAAGAGUUGUUCACAGGGAGGAAUAUGUUCAGAAAAAGAAACGGGAAGUGACAUCCAAAAUAUUUUAAUAGGAGUUCUUAUCAUGACGAACAUCAUUGUCCCCAUGGCAAUUUAUCUGUACAUGCGUAACCAGAUUCAGCAGAUUCCAAACUUGAGGGAAGAAGUAAGAAUGACAGAGAUGCAGCAAAACACAUUUCCCAGGGAUGUUGAAGAGGGUUCCAUUUUAUUAACGAUGCCCGAGAGUUCCAUCAUCAUAAAUUCACCUGAAAACACCAUAAUUUAAAGCCCUUGCCCAAAUAGAACACACCAUUAGAAGUUCUGAGCUGCUGAGAAUCUGGAUAAAUCUGAAUACGAGGAUCUGCCUUACACAGAUCUGGAUUUACACAGUCCAGGUGAAGUAAAGGUGGUCUGUGAAGGCCUCUGCGCCCAAAGGUGGAUAAGCUUCCAAUGUGAAGAAGAGUGGGACCAAACAAGCCGCAGCAUGCCUGUAACUGCUCUGCAGUCGCACAUCAAGAUUGUUUUCUGUCCGCCUCAUGCAAAAUGUUUUACUGCUGUGCUGGUUUUAAGUGACCAAAGUCUUACCAGAAGAAGUGCACUGCAGAAAAUCUGUUUUAACACGAACAAUAACGAGUUGGUUUUUUGUCAUAUUUAGAAUAAUUUUAAACACAAAGACACAGAUUAUGCGUGUAGUCAGUAAACAUAUAUAUGUGUCAGUAAACAUAUAUAUAUGUGUGUGUGUCUCUGUGUGUUAAAGUGUUCCACUGUGCAGACUACUAUAUUUAGUGUGACUGCAAAAGAAAAAAGUUACGUUUUUAUGGCUAAUGGACUAAUUGCCUAUGUUCAUGUGUGCAUAUUUGGGAAAAGGUUUGGUGGCUUUUUUUCUAUUCCUUGUAUGUAUUAAGUAUGUUGUGAUAAAGCUUCAGCUGAAAAGCUAAAAGUGCCUAAAAAAAUUUAAAUAUUUCUUUUUAUUGCACAAUGCACAUUAAGCGAAGCCACCAUAAAAAAUUGAACUUUUACAUUUUUCUAAGCCAGCUGUGCUAGCUUUACCCCUAAAAUGUGAUCUUAUCUGUUAACAGUUGUUCUAGAUAAGUUCUCACUGUACAGUCUUCAUACAUCCAUCGAAUGUGUUUGUGUUUCAUGGAAGUAUAAAUAGAAAAUUACCUACCGCAAUGCUUUUAUUAUUUUCAUAAAUCACUGCAAAAACAAAGAGAUGUGAAAAAAGCGGUCUUCUCUGCACGUUUUCAUUUUCAUACUGUCACGUUAUUUCACUCUUAUAUAUGGUAAAUGGUCUGUAUUUGUAUAGCGCUUUACUUGGUCCACUCUUGUGUAUGUUUAAUUAUCCCACAUAUCUGUCCCUCACAUAUGGAAGACUGUAGACAUUGUUCUGUGUUUUCAGUUUUUGGCUUUUGAUGCAUUUGUGGAAUAUAUUUUAGUUUUUGUUUAUGUAAAAAUUUUUAUUUUUAUAUAUUUUUUAAGCCAACCACUUUAUUUAUUGUGUUUGUAAUAGAGACUGAGUAGGAGUUUUUUUGUUUUGUUUUUGAAUGUGUAGAUGUGAGUUUAGACAAGCAUCUAUGAUUCCCAUACAUACUCCUUGGUGUGGAACAAAAAUGUCCAGACUGAAAAGAGAAAAAUGUAAGCAGAUAAUAGAACUGACCCGGUGAACAUAUCUGAGCACAGGAGCCAGACUUGUAAAGUGUAUAAAAAGCUAUAUUUAAAACCAAGUAAUAAAUAAGAAAUGAAUAAAAAAGAAAAAUCAAACAAAAACAUUUCUUUAAUUGAAACAGUCACAUUAAGGAAUCAGCUACACCAGGGGUCCCCAAACCCCGUCCACAAGGGCCGGUGUCCCUGCAGGUUUUAAUAAUAAUAAUAAUAAUAAUGGAUUGGAUUUAUAUAACGCUUUUCAAGGCACCCAAAGCGCUUUACA